GGUUGUUUGGUUUGGUUCGGUUGAUUCGGAUCCGGUUCUUGUUGUGGCUUCUUCUAAAUAUUUUUUGAUUUAACUAUAUAAAACAAACUUUUAUUCAUAUUUGUGACGUGUAGUCAUGUAUGCUACUUCGAUUAGUGGAUAAUGUGUGUUAUUUCUAAUUUUAAUAACAAAGGUAGAACCCUAGAAAGUGGAGCCAAGCCGCUGCAUUACAUUACAACGCAGUGUUGCUUGAAACUCGACGGUUGCUGUUGGUUAUUUUCUUGAACAAACUGCAAUAAUAAGCAAGAAAAUGCCUGGGAAACCAUACACUAUGAAGGAAAUGAAGAAGAUAGUAGAGUAUCUGGUGGAACAUAAAGUAUACUCGGAGAUAAGGGGGCGGAAAAUGUGGAUGGACCUUGCUAAGUCACAGAUAUUGAAUAGAACAUGGCAGAGCUUGAAGGAGACAUUCAUAAAGAGAAUUUUGCCAGAUAUCCAAAAUCCAUACUACAAGCUCUCUGUUGAACAGAUAGCCAGCUUCCGGCAACAGUCUGAUGUAGAGGCAAGAUAUAAUAGAAAUAAACUGGAGGUACACAGCAUUAGUGAUUCAAGCAGCACAGAUAACCAGGGAGGAAAAAAGAAGGCUGAAGUCAAAAAAGAAGUGGAAAAUACAGGUGAGAACAAAUGUUCAAAGAUUCAGAACUGCACUAGAUCCUCUACUGACACACUUGUGCUCGAAAACUGUUACGAAACAGCAGAAGAUGUCCGACGAGACCUUGAAUCGCCUAGCGAACAAGAAAAGUCGCCCCAGAAGUCCAUCAGGGACUUCAUUACAUAUUCGGAGCCCUUAACACCUAUGCUUCAAGAAGUCCUGCACGAUUUCUCAACAGAUGAUGAAGAACCUCAGAUGCAAAUUGUAGAAGAACCAGAGGUUGAACCUAACACUAAAGAUAAUGACAAUGAUAAUUCCGAUGUCACAUCUGACCAUACAAUCCGGGAAUCAAAGAGCUACAAUAAAAAAACUACAACAGCUAAUGAUGAAGAAUCUGAAAAAAAGACGCAAACAACAAAGGUUAAGUCUUUGAAAUUAAAAAAAACUCGCAAGGGCACAUGGGAGAACAAAGAAAAGGAAGCUGCUGAACCUGCUAUUUCCAUAGUGGAGGAAAAAGAAGCAAAUAACAAUGAAUCGAAAAAUGUUUUUACAUGUGACAAGAAUACUUCUAAUCAGAAUGUUACUAUUGCUGAUGAGAAAACUGUGAAGCCUAAUACGGAACAAACCAACAAUUCUCUCUCCACUAGUGAUACCCAAUUACCCAACAACCCAGAAGGGCUCGAAAAUGGUAACGAUGGUAAGCGAACCUCGACAGAGAGUACAAAUUCCGAAUUUGUAGAACCAUCGAAUAAUGAUAAGAAAGGCAAAUCUAAUAAGAGGACUCGUUCGCAGACUAGCGCUGAACAAAAAAAGAAAAAAGCGAAACAUCGCAAGACAUCGGAACCAAGGGAAACUCAAAAGGACACGCAAACAUAUGAUUCUCAUCCCCACGCUGCUAAUUUACAGAAAUCUUUUGCAGUUUCAGAAGGAAAUAUGCAGGAAACUCAAGACACAGAUACUAAUAAUCCAAUAGUAAAUGGCAUUGAAAAAGUUGAUACUGUAGAAAAAUCAUCACCUGUUAAUAUAAACCAGGCAAAAGAAGUACAACAACAAUCUCCCAAAAAGAACAAUGAAGGAACUUCGCAAGAAGCCGGCCCCUCGGGUGUUAACGAUGUAAGUGUAAAUGCUGCAGACAUCAACCCUUGCCUCAAGAGCGUGAGUUUAUACGCCGAGCAGUUUUCUCAAUCAAGGUACAAUGAUUCUGAUAUAGAAGAAGUCAUUGAAAGUAAGAAUACUCAGGUGAACCAAGAAAAUAAUGAUAAAAGUAGGAAAGAGAAUGCGAACGAUAAACAAAUGACUGAGAAAUAUAAAGAAAAGAGUGCAUCUGAAUCUAUAAAUAAAGAAAGCAAUGCGUCUCAUAGUGUGGAAGAGACAGAUAAACUUAAAGGCCCCAGUCUACGUAUAGACGAUGUGUUGCUAAAGUCUCACUCGGAAAGCGAGAGCGAAAGUUUGGAACUUCCCAAAAAGAGGACUGGAGGCGAUCGUGAAAAAUCGCGACAAGUAGCUAUGGCAAAUGCGUUUGGAUUUUCUAGUGGAGCAGCGUCUUAUAACAGGAUCAAAAACAACAAGUCCCAUUCGAAGCGAUUCUCGCGCCGCAGCCGAGUCACUUCCAGGAAUUUUGUUAGUACCAUAGAGUCAGGGUCGAGCGACGAGUACACGACGGCUAGCGACAAUGACGACCCUCCCUUGGCACGCGGUCGAAGUGGACACUCUUAUAGAUACAUGAAACCUCAAUCCUACGACUUUUUAAGUAACGCGGACGGAGGGCUGUUCGUCGUGGGCAGAAAGAAAAUAUAUCCUUUGCUUCUGAGAGAAAAUGGCGCGGUACAUUUUGCUUGUGCUGGGGAGAGCCAUGAAGAUGAAGAACAGGAAUCGUAUUGGAAAACUAAGUUUUUGGAAGAGAGGAAGAAAUGCGCCGAGGAAAAGAUAAGGGCGGAUGAGCUUAGUAGGUUACUACAACAGUCUAAAACCCGGCAAAGUCAGGCAGAGCCGAGGGAAGCCCCUAGUUCGCCGAUACUACAAGCUAAUCAGUCACUAAGCAAGGUUACAGAGAAAAGUAAUCCGAAACAAAAGAAAGAAGCGGUUGUAUCAGAACGAGAAAUGAAAAGUGAAGAAACUGUUAAAAUUAAAUUUACUAAAAAUCAUGAGAUUGAACUAGAAGGUCAAUGGUCUCACGUCAAUCCGUUGUUGGAGAGAAUGGUAGAAAUAUUUAAAAACAACGAAACAUCAGAACAAACACCAAAAAAGACAGAUUCCCAACCGACAAUUCAAGAAAUAACAGAAAAGCAAGCGGAAACAGUGACUGAUAAAACUAACACACAAACACAAAUUCAAGAAGAUACAUCCAAGACUGAGGUGAAAGAAGUGAAACAAAAAGUAGAUGUGAGUCAGAAAAAAAAAGCAAAUGUGAGAAAGAAAAGAGGUUCUAAAAGUGUAGAAGAGAGUGACAAGAAUCCAGAUGAAGUUACAGUAUCCAGUGGAAAGUCUACUCCUGUGAUCACCGCAGCUGUUGACCCAGAGGUUCAUGAAAAGGUCACUAAAAUUGAGAGCGAGAUCUUCAAGAAGAUUGAGGAAAUAGAACAGACUGAUCAGAGUGUCGCAAAAGAAGCUCCCAGCGAUGUCAACGUUACUAAAAGAACAAGAAGUAGACCAAGGAAAUCGCAAUCUCCCCAACCAGGGACGUCAUUCGAGAGUGAACCUAAGAAGCCGAAAGUGGACCUUCGACCAACCACCAGACGUCCAAGAAUUAAGGCACACGCCACCGACGUAGAGAGUGAUGCUAGUGUGGCAAAAUAUGGAAGUGAUAGUGGUCUGAUCGGUCAAGGUAGAGCAAAGUAUACGAAAUCCAAGAACACUAUCAGUAAGAGCGACACGUGUAUACCAGAGGACGACCCUAACGUUCGCUACAUGCUUCCACCAGCCUCACGGACUAAGAAGAUAGUUAGUAAAGCAAACAAUAUUAGAAGCUACCUCCGCAAGUCAAGACUAUUCAGACCCUCUGACACCUCGAUACAUUCAGAAAGCACUCAAGGUUACCAAGACUCCGAUGCUAGUCCUCAAAAGUCAGUCUGUCGAAGAAAACGAAGAGUCAGCAUAGGUUACUUGAGCAAAAAAGGACAAAUUAGAAAGGUCAAAAGAAGGUCCAGCCCCUAUCUUGCUGAUGACGAUUCUAAUGAAGCAAAUGAAUUGCACAUUAGAUCAGGUUCGAUGCCAAACUUAAGUUUAAACAGUGAAAUAUACCGGUCAGAGUCAUAUCAACUGUUACUACCGAAAGCGAAGAUGUUCAGUCAACUCGAUAAAAUAGAUGAGAGCCCCAUACAAAAUGAGGGGAUCGUAAAUCAACAUAAUUUUACCAAUCUAAGUCCACUAACAAUAAAUAUUAAUAACGAAUUCUACAUUCCAUCUGAAGAACUGAGGAAUGACUCAAUGAGACAAAGGAGUUCUGAGAACUCAAGUAACGUGUCAUUCCCGCUCUCGCCUGUGCUGUCUAUAGCUGGAAACAUGUCUGUUAGUAAAGAGAUGAUUAGCAGCAGUCUCGAGGAUCCCCCCAGUUUGAAUGAAAUCCAUCAAAAUGAUGUACAACCAGUGACUAAUUUAAAUAAAUACUUGAUGUCUGAUGUAGACGUAUCGGUGCCACUAAUGGAACAAGAUUGCCAAUUACAAAGUCGUCAAAAAAGUAAAUCGGGUUCACGUACCAGAAAAAGCACAAUCUCUGAACCGAUAGAUCCAGUAAAUUUCAAAGAGCAAUCGUCUUCCGAGUCAUUAGACCAAAAAUUAAGAGAUUUGCUCUUGGAAAGCGCUAAAAAGAUGACGAAAUCUCAAACAGAUAAUCCUAUUAGCGCUGAAAAUCUUAUGGAAGUCGAUCCUACAAGUGAAAAGAAAACGAGACCCAAAAAGCGAUGCUCGACUCCUCGCAAGAAACAAACUGCAUUGAAAAAGCAAUCUCCUAACGUGGCGCCUGUCUUGGAAGAACACACUGAAUCUUGUUCAUUUGGCGGUAGAAAAUCUUGUCCUCCAAUUAUUAAUAUUUUACUAUGUGAAGAUGCUAACCCUCUCACAGAAGAGGCCAAUGCAAACAAGACUAACAUUACAGAAAAGAUAAAAGAGAAGAAAAAGAAGGAUGUUAUUAAAGUGAAAAUUUUAAGACCUAGAGACAAGAGUGGUAAUAGGAAAGGUAAUAAUAGUAGAUUAUCUGUGUGUACCGACAGUGGCAUAAAUGAUACGGCGUCUGUGCUAUCAGAUGAAUGCAGGUGUUGCAAUGAAUCCACAGAACUGAUUCACAAUCAUUCCGACACAUGUCUUCAUAUGGAUGAGUGUGUAGGCGACAGUGUAGAGUUUAUAGAGACCAUGGAGAAAUCUGUUAUAUCUUUAAAUUCUAAUUCAAUUCCAUCUGAAGUAUGCUUUGACAAUCUGAAUCCAAGUAGUGAAGAUUACGUUACUCCGGAACUAUUCUCUACCGAUGCAAGAGAUGCCACUAGUUUGAGUGCUGUGACAAGAACCAACACGCAAAGCACAGAUGCUGACGGGGUUACGGUGUACCACACGCCGUCCUCCGGGGGAUCUAUGAACAGCCUCGUCACAGAAGAUUUGUCUAAUGAGAUACUUCCAUCAACUGGCACCAACUGGUACCUCUUUAGCGAGGACGACACUAACGCAGACAAUGUAUCCCAGGAUUUAAACACCGGUGGUAUGGGGUCUAAUCUAAAGCAAAUAUUUCCCCUUACAUGCGCUAUACCAGAUUUAUCCACAAUCACGGAAAUGUCCAGAGAAAAUGAUAGUAUGAAACCCAAUUUGAAUACAGACAAUGAAAUGGAUGGCCUUUCCCACAGUAUGUUUGAUUCGAAUAUUUAGCUAAGUAUUAAUGUUAUUGUUUUCUUCAAAAGUUAAUGUUUUGUAGUUUAAUCUGUGUUAUGUACGUAUGAUUGUUAAAUUUAAUAAUGUUGAGCGUUUUACCUAAUUUUGAAUACAAUUUUGAUAUGAUAA
Molecule: messenger RNA, 5611 nt
Organism: Pectinophora gossypiella (pink bollworm)
Lineage: Eukaryota; Metazoa; Arthropoda; Insecta; Lepidoptera; Gelechiidae
Product: microtubule-associated protein futsch-like
Exons: 17
Coding region: 290-5479 (1729 amino acids)
Source: RefSeq, a predicted model, not a curated record